AUGGCGGAAUCACCGGAAGAGCGACCUCUUGUGUUGACUGAGGAGGAGUUGCAGAGGCAUGUAAAUAGGCUUACACAGCGUCCUGCACCACAACCUAUUCAUGAUCCGUUUCCCGUCUGUCCUGCUCCGAAGUUAUCACAAGCAGAGAUUGAUCGUAUUGUUGAGCGUGUUUAUUAUGAAUAUGUGAAGCGCCAUGAAGCUGCUUUACGUGAUGCAGAAGAAAGACGUGAGAAAGAGUACGGUCUUGUGAGCACAGUCCUACCUAGUGAAGAGGUAGAAGCUGGAGUGAAACGUUGGUACUAUGAGGCUUUGGAGAGGCGCGAAGCUUCACGUAAAGAUGCAGAGGAGCGUUUAUUAUUUAAAUCUAAAGCCAACGUUCCAACUAUCCCUCUUAAGAGAUUUGUAGAAGAUAUGUAUGCCAAAGGUAUGCAGCGACAGAAAGACAAGGAGCAAUUAUUAUAUGAAAAAUAUAUUGUUGCAACUGAGAUAAAGACCACUCGAAUUUCGCGUAGUGAAGCUGAAGCAAGUGCUACGCGUUUAUCAAGUAAAGGAGGCGCAUAA
Trypanosoma theileri is the source of this 561-nucleotide messenger RNA. RefSeq lists its product as uncharacterized. The coding region runs from base 1 to 561 and encodes 186 amino acids. The record is from RefSeq and is a predicted model, not a curated record. The transcript has a single exon. NCBI's taxonomy places the organism in Eukaryota, Euglenozoa, Kinetoplastea, Trypanosomatida, Trypanosomatidae.